Messenger RNA from Camelina sativa (false flax), 939 nucleotides. NCBI's taxonomy places the organism in Eukaryota, Viridiplantae, Streptophyta, Magnoliopsida, Brassicales, Brassicaceae. The record is from RefSeq and is a predicted model, not a curated record.
AUGGCCACAAUGCUCAAACACAUAACUUCUCCUUUGUCGUUGUCAUUAUUCGUGUUCUUAGCGUUUACAACUGCAAAUGCAAUGCUUAUCAAAGACAUGUGCGCACUUUGUAAGGAGACAAAAGACGUGAAUUUCUGCUUGAAAUACAUUGGAACAGACACACGUAUACUAGACGCAAAUGGCUUUUAUGACGUUCUUGUGAUUCGAGAUGAGAGAAUCUGCUUUAUUCCUUUGCUAAAAAUAAAAGUGUCUUUAUUUCUUACUAAGAUUUAUUAUCAGAUUUCUAAAUGCCAAGGCCAAGUGACCAAUGCAGCCAAACAAAUCAACAAAGUCCGCCAGAAGUUUGAUGGUCCGGUUGGAACUGAAAGAAUAAAGUUUUGUCUUGCGAGUUACCAUCUAGCAUCUAAACUUUUCCAAAAAUCUUGGGAACAAGCACAUGAAGACAUGUUUGCAGCAGGUGCUCAAGAUUCUGCAACGAAAGGUGCAAAAUUUAUGCGCGAGUGCGAAGAAGAAUGGAAGAAUGGACAGAUACAAAAGUCUCCAGUCACUUUCUAUACCACAAAUGUUGUCAAACUAUUAUCUAUUAUUCAAGUUGUUGUCUCUAAGAUUAGUGGCGUGCAGUGGUUCGAGGUGUUGGAGUUGUUGGUCAUGAAUGUGGGUGUGGUCAGGGUUUGGCAGAUUCUCGAGGCCAGUGAGAGUGUGGCCAGAGUUCCACAAAGAGGCACGUCAAAGGGUCAUAAGCGUAUUAGGAGAGACCUGAGGGGUGGAGCCCAGUAUCGAUAUGAUCGCUUGGUGGACUUGUUGAUGUUGCUGUUAGAGCGGUUCCCAAAGGCGGUACCAGUGCAGGCUCAAGUUGUGCCGCCUAUGGUGGGAGUGCAGCCGCGGGCUGCGAAUGUUGAGGAGCUGCCAACCUACCUCAAGAUGAUGGAGCUAUUGUAG